AAUCGACUUAUCUGACAUCUACAAAGGUGGAUCAGCAUCCUGUGAAAACACACAAGCAAAGCUUCUCCUGGGAUAAAUCAUCUGACAUCAGAUCCUUUCCAUUGUCUGUACUGUGUCUGCUGCCCUGGAAACCAUGCAAGGACUGGCACAGAGCACCACAGCAGUGGUUCCUGGAGGAACUCAGCCCUCGGAGCCAUCUGUUAUAAAAUCACAAAGGUGGAACGAGAACAAAGAGAAGUUCUUGAAGGGGGAACCCAAAGUCUUAGGGGUGGUACAAGUUAUGAUUGCUCUCAUAAACCUCAGCUUAGGAGUAAUAGUAAUGAAAACUAUGGGUUUUGGAUCACUCAUUUCAGUUGCCUUACAAGCCCCAAUUUGGGGACCAGUAAUGUUCAUUGUCUCCGGAUCCCUGUCAAUUGCAGCAGGAGUGAAAACGACAAAGAGCCUGGUCAUCAGCAGUCUAAGUCUGAACACUAUCAGCUCUGUGUUGGCUGCAGCUGCAAGCAUAAUGGGUGUUGUCAGUGUGGUUUUGAGUACAUAUUCUUUCUUAUAUGGUAGCGAUCCAAUCACCAGGGCUUUGGAUGUUUUGAUGCUAAUUUUAAAUAUACUAGAAUUCUGCAUUGCUGUGUCCAUCUCUGCAUUUGGAUGUAAAGCUUCCUGUUGUAACUCUAGUGAGGUUCUUGUAGUGCUACCAUCAAAUCCUCCUGUGACAGUGAUGGCGCCCUCCAUACCACUUCAACCAUUGCUACCACCAGAGUGCCAAGGAAAAAAUGUUCCAGAAAAUGUAUACCCAGGAGAAAUAGUCUAAUUUUGAUGUGUGUGUGUGUGUGUGUGUGUGUGUGUGUGUGUGUGUGCGCAUGUGUGUGUGUAUGCAUUUCUCUAGGAAAUUAACACUUCAUUGUACUGAAUUUUGGAGGAAUAUCAGACAUGGUAUAAACAUGAAAGUCAAACAUUAUUAUGUCAACAAAACUUUAACAUCCUCUAUUCAUUGUAGGUACAAGGGGCAAUGCAUUGGCAAAGAAGUUUUGAAAGCAAAACUGAAAAAACAAAGACCUGUGUUAGUCAAAUGAGAUACCUUUGCAAAGAAUAAAGACUGGAGUUUACUUUU
Messenger RNA from Rattus norvegicus (Norway rat), 1105 nucleotides. It is a transcript of the gene Ms4a4c, whose product is annotated as membrane spanning 4-domains A4C. Gene Ontology annotation, cellular component: membrane. NCBI's taxonomy places the organism in Eukaryota, Metazoa, Chordata, Mammalia, Rodentia, Muridae. The record is from RefSeq and is marked validated.